Molecule: messenger RNA, 8931 nt
Organism: Stegastes partitus (bicolor damselfish)
Lineage: Eukaryota; Metazoa; Chordata; Actinopteri; Pomacentridae
Gene: cspg4ba
Product: chondroitin sulfate proteoglycan 4ba
Exons: 10
Coding region: 90-7304 (2404 amino acids)
Biological process (GO): anatomical structure morphogenesis
Source: RefSeq, a predicted model, not a curated record
GCGUUACCGACCCGUGAAGAGGCGGAAGCCGAGCGGGUGAACAUGUAACCGGACAGCCGGCCGCGCUUCCACCGACAAACACGAGAAAGAUGGACUCUGCUGCGAGAAGCCAGAAGUUGCUGCUCGGAGCGGUGCUGUGGUGCUCGGUCCUGGUCCAGGCGGCGUCCGGGGCUUCCUUCUAUGGCGACGGCUUUGUGCAGCUCAAGGCAACGGAGUCGUCCGACCAUAACGUGCUCCGCAUUCGUUUCCGGACCUCCAGCACCAACGGCCUGCUGUUUCUCGCCGCCGGUCAGACGAGCUACUUGCUACUAGAGCUCCAUGCUGGUCGCCUGCAGCUGAAGCUGGACCUCGGAUCAGGGGAGCAGAUGUUAGAAUCGGAGCGGGGCACCCAGCUCAACGAUCUGGCCUGGCACUCUGUUGAGGUCCGCCACGACCAACUCAAUAUCAUCCUGACCGUAGACAAGAACUCUCACACGACUGUGAAGAUGCCAGGCUCCCAUCACAAUCUCAACGUCGUAGAUGGUUUCUAUGUUGGAGGCUCGGGGGGUUUGGACAGACUUUACCUGCCCAGGAACCCGAUCGGCUUCCGAGGCUGCAUGGAGGAAGUGGUCUUUAACGAACAUGACUUGCUUUCAUCACUGAGGCCGUACACCGGAUUCAAAAAUGUCCAUGAAGUGUCUUUAGGCUGCAGCCCCCAGUUCUUUGCCACUGAGGAGGACCCUAUCAGCUUCUUCAGCUCCAGGGCUUACAUUUCUCUUCCAACCUGGAACGCCCAGCAGGAGGCUGUGUUUGAAUGUGUUGUGCACACUUCAGCUAAGGAGGGAAUUAUCCUCUACAAUUCAGCCAGAGAGGGGGAUUUUGUGGCUCUGGAGAUUCAGGAGGGUUUGCCAGUGGCCAUUGUUGGGAAAGGUGGAGCCAAAACCGAGCUGCGUUCGCUCACAUUCAUCAAUGACAGGAAAUGGCACUCCAUCAAAAUGCACUUCAGUUCCAAAAGCCUUGAGCUGGCUGUCGACGGAGAGACGGUGAAAAGCAGCAUCAGUUCUCGUUCAAAGGGUCUUCAGCUUAAAGGUUAUCUGUUUGUUGGAGGUAUUGAUGACGGUACCAGAUCAGAAGCCAGAAAAGUGGGACUCACAUCUGUGUCUGGAAAGCGUGUCAGAGGAGGUUCCUUCAAAGGAUGUGUGAAGAACAUUGAAGUCAACAGUGUCAAGAUGGGCCUCUCUAAUGCUGUCGUCACCAAAGAUAUCUCAGUUGGUUGUGAGCCAGAGAAAGAACCAGAACCUUCAACUACUGUGAGUCCAACAAGUGCUCUGGGAUCUCUUUUUCACUUAGUUACGCCAACGCCAUCGCUGUACAUGUCCACGCUUGCGAGGGGUUUAGACAGAAGGUACGGCUCAAAUUUUGUGCAGCUUAAAAACCUCGUAGUCCCGGAGGGUGGUCGAUCGUCUCUUGACGCCAAACACAUCAAGGUUCUGUUGGACUUCAAGAAGCUCGGCAUUCGACAGUCUCAAAUCAUGUUCCGGAUUCGUGAGCAACCAGUUCGAGGUCAGAUAAGACUCGAUGUCGAUCAAGACCAAGAGGAGAACACCUUCAGCAUGUUGGACCUUUGGCACGGGCGAGUCAUGUACAUCCACGGAGGCUCCGAGGAACCAGACGACUUCUUCAUGUUUUCCAUUUUUUCUAGUAGUAGAAAGCAAGUCCCAGAUUAUCUAAAUGGUGACAAACUGUACCGUUACAAUAUUUCUGUGACACCCACCAACGAUGCACCUGAACUGAGCCUCCCUGAAGGAAAUCUCUUUGUCCUGUUGGAGAACUCAAAGAAACGCCUCACCACAGAAGUUCUGAAGGCCACAGACAUUGACAGCACCCACGCCGACCUCGUCUUCUCUGUGCUUGGGAACCUGAAUGCUGACGCAGGGUACCUGGAGAUCGAAAGCAACCCUGGCAAGGCAGUGACCUCAUUCUCAUACGCUGAUUUGGAGGAACUGAAGGUGUACUACGUUCACACAGGGGUUAGAAACUCAAGGAUAGUUCUCAGAGUUAGCGAUGGGGAGAAGGUCAGUAACACUGUGGUUCUAAGGGUUAUGGCUGUGGCGCUGGAGUACAAGAUUGCCAACAACACAGGCCUCGAGAUCAUUCAAGGAGAGGCGGCUAUAAUUGGUUCAAAGCAGCUGGCCGUGCAGACCAAUGCUGUGAAACAAGUCAUAGACAUCCGGUAUGAUAUCAUUGAACCCCCACAGUAUGGAGAACUCCAGAGACUUCACUCAAGUGGUGAAUGGAGGCACACUGACUCGUUCUCACAAAGGCUUCUAGAAAAAGAGCGCCUGAGGUAUGUUAGCACCUUUCAAGACAUCCAGACCACCAAUGCCACCGAUUACUUUAAGUGCAAAGUUAAUGUUGCUGCAAGGGCAACCACGGAAAUACUCUUCCCAAUCACCGUGAAGUGGGUGAAGUACCACAUGGUGAGGAAUAAUAUGAUAGACUUGGAUAAAGUUAGAAAAGUGACGCUGAACUCGGAGUCUCUCUUUGCCACAGCUGAAGGUGUGGCUCUCGCAGAGGAGGACCUUUAUUUCCGUGUUCUUACCACGCCAAAGAAAGGAAAACUCCUGCUGGACACCACCGUCUUAAAGAAGAACUCGACCUUUAGCCAAAAAGACGUAACAGAUUUAAGAGUACGCUAUGAGCUAGUUGACAGACCGUAUGAAGAUACAACCGACAGGUUCAAAUUUCAGCUGGUUUCCAAACAUGCUCAGUCCCAAAAUUACGAUUUCCAGUUUUCCAUUAAAGCCGACGUCAACAGCGUGUUUAUAAGAAACGAAGGCCUCUCGCUUCAGGAGGGAGAAAGUAAACUUAUCAUGAAAGAUGAGCUGUUUGCAGAGACUCUGAGUACAAAGGAGAUGUUCUACACGGUCAUAAGCAGCCCCAGACACGGAAAACUAGCCCGCAUCAGUCAGUCCAACUCCAACGCUAGCUAUGUCAACAUCUUAACCUUCAGUAAUAAGGACAUAUUAGAGGAACGCAUCAUGUACAUCCAUGAUGACAGUGAAACCACUCAAGACGAGUUCACUUUCAUAGCCUCCACCAACCAGGGGUUCAAGUCUUCCAUCACAGAAGAUGAAAUCGGCUCCAAAGAAGGAAUAUUCAACAUAUCUAUUCAGCUAAUCAACGACCAGAAACCAGUGCGUGUUAUUGACAAAGUUUUCCACGUCGUUAGAGAUGGACAGAAGCUGCUCACGAUUGAAGAUCUGCGCUAUCACGAUGCCGACUCUGACUUUGACGACGGCCAGUUGGUUUACACUCGACGUGGGAUCCCGAUGGGAGACCUGGUGCUGGUCAAUGACACCACGCAUCGCCUGUUCCAGUUUCGACAGAAGGAUCUGGAAGAAAAGCGAGUGUUAUUUAUUCACAAAGGCGUGAGCACUGGCAGGUUUGUGCUCUUUGUUUCAGAUGGAAAACAUUUCGUGUCAAGCCUGUUGGACAUCAGUGCGCACGACCCUUUUCUGAGGAUUGGAAAUAACACCGGCCUGUUGGUUCAGAAGGGACAAUCGGUGACCUUUUCCGCCAGCAAUUUUAGUGUCGUGUCAAAUUUGGACAUUAGAGAUGACCAGGAGGUUGUCUUCAAGUUGGACGAGGCGCCCAAGUACGGAGGUCUUUAUCUCAACGAAGCGAAGGUGAAGACAUUCACGCAGCGCGACUUAAAGAACGGACUGAUCUCCUAUCGGCACAACGACAGCAAGCAUCUGGCAGACCAUUUCAACCUAACAGUGAGAGCUAAAAGUCUUCAGCUUACGGGGAGAAUCAAUGUGAAGGUUUACCUGGAAAGCCAUCAGAGGCCUCCCAUCGUGCAGCAUCGCAGCACUUUGCUGGUGGAAGAGGGAAAACCAGCGAAGAUUGAUGAAACCAAACUGGAGGUCACUCACGAGGACAACCUGCCAUCUGAGAUUGUGUUCACAGUCAAGGUAGCCCCGUCUCAUGGCUUUCUCCGGCGUUUCGUCGAAGAGGAGCAGCGCUACGUCGGAACCAAACAGUCCCCUGUCAACACGUUCAGCCAGGACGAGGUAAACAGCGGGAACAUCCAGUACGUGCAGGUGGAGCCCGGCAGAGUCAACGACACCUUCGUUCUCGACGCCACCAACGGGGUCACUGACGUCAGCGGCAUAAGGAUGUCUGUCGACAUCAUCCCACGAUUCAUCCCACUUCAGGUCUCCAACUUCACGCUGAACGAAGGCGCCUCCAAGGCACUGACUCAGGAUGUGCUCAGAGUCACCAACAGACACUUCUCUGGAAUCAACUUCUUCUAUAGUUUGACUAAACCUCCGCAGCACGGUCACAUCGAGCACUCUCGACAUCCCGGCGUGCACAUCACUACUUUCACCAGGAAGCAGGUGGAGCAUGAAUUCAUUUACUACGUUCACGACAGCAGCGAAACUUUAGCCGACAAUUUCAGCGUGGUGGCCAACGACACGAGCCUGAGGAAGCACAGCGCCGCUCAGACGGUGCACAUCCAGGUUACAGCUGUCAACGACGAGCCUCCUGUUAUUACAGCCAACAGGGUCCUCAGGGUUUGGGUUUCCUCGGUGACGGAGAUCCGGCAGGAGGAUCUGAGAGCACGAGACCUGGACUCGCCCCCGGAGGAGCUGCUCUUCAUGGUGACCCCGCCCAGUAACGGACACCUGGCGCUGAAGAGCGCCCCCAUGAAGGCGGUGCUCAACUUCACCCAGGCCCACAUCGACCAGGGCCAGCUGCUGUUUGUGCACAAAGGUGCCAUGUCUGGAGGAUUCAACUUCCAAGUCAACGACGGCGUGAACUUCACCCCCAGACAGAUCUUCAGCAUCACUGCCAAAGCCUUAGUUCUCAGUCUGGAGAAAAACCGUCCCCUCAAGGUGUUUCCAGGUUCUUCCAGACCACUCACCAACGAGGAUCUACAGGCGGUGACCAACGACAUCAGCAACACCUCAAACCGCAUCAUUACGUUCGGCGUGAUCCGGCAUCCCAAGCUGGGGCGUCUGGUGGCGAGGCAGCCCGACAAUUCAACAGUCGACGUCUCCACUUUCACACAAGAUAUGGUGGACAGAAAAGAGGUUUUGUACGUUCAAACUCCCAUCGAGUCAGUGGGAUGGGAAGCCAUGGACUCCAUGACCUUCUCUGUAACAUCACCGCCUGCUUCUCUGGACGGUCAGACCUUCAAAAUAGACAUCUCAUACGAGAAUACUGGACCUGAACACGACACGGUCCUGCUGGCGAACACAGGUGCUGACGUGACAGAAGGGGAGAGUGUCAUCAUUGACGAGUCCAAGCUCGACGCCUCCAACCUGAUGUCCAAGCUGCCGACGCCCCAGCGGAGCUCCCACGAGGUCUGGUUUCAGGUGACGUCUCUGCCUCAGCACGGUGUCAUUGUGGUGGGUGAGAGAAACCUCACCAAGGAGAAACCCAACUUCUCCCAGUUCAUCGUCAACAAAUACGGUAUCACCUACAAACACGACAACUCGGAGACGACUCAGGAUUCUUUUGAAUUCAGUGCGUGGCUAAAUGCUAAGGGCAAAACCGCGCAGCGUCCUCAAGACGACGACGACGUUGUUGUGGAGCGUUUUAGCAUCACAAUCACGCCUGUGAAUGAUCAACCACCUUUACUGAAAACCAAAGCUCCAAGUCUGAAGGUUGUACAAGGGGAUACUGUAGCCCUCAAGCCUGAGAAUCUCAAAGUGGAAGACUUGGACAAUCCUCCUCAGGAUAUUAAGUACUCCGUGAUUAGCAAGCCAAGUAAUGGCUACCUCGCACUUGAAGGGAGUCUGAAUGAGUCGAUAGUGGCCUUCACCCAAGCCCAAAUCAACAACAGAAGCGUCUAUUUCAUCCACGAUGGAAGCUCUGUUUCAGGGGUGUUCUACUUCAGUGUCACAGAUGGCCACCACAAACCAAUAUACAAACUCUUUAACCUAGAAGUGACUGAAAUUCUCAUUUCUCUGGUCAACUACACUGGAUUGACCCUGCAGCAAGGCAAGACUUCAGCAUCUCUAAACCAGGACAACCUUGCUGCUGAGACCAAUGGGAAGAAUGUCACGAUUCACUACCAGAUCACAAGGCCUCCAAACUUUGGCAAACUUCUAAAAGACAACCAAGAGGUUACAGAAUUCCAACAGGAAGAUCUACAGAGUGGAAGACUGUCCUACCACAUGGUCUCCCUCUCCUCUGCAGAAGACAGCUUUGAGUUCACCGCCUUUACUUCAGAAGCGAGUUUGAGUGGCCAGGUGCUAAAUAUAACCGUGAAACCUUUGAUCCAGGUUGGCAAAGAUUUCAGGAUUCCCAACGGAAUUACUGUCAAGCUCAACACUAGCUUUCUUAAUGCCUCUGAACUGGCAACGAUAAGCGACAGCGACCCUGUCUUUGAAGUGAUAUCUCAUCCUAAGUACGGGAAAGUGGUUCACACGAAACCUAAAGUGUCCAGAAAAGCUGUACCGGCUGAGUCCUUCACCUUUCAGGAGGUCAUGCAGGGGAAGGUGGCCUUGGAGCUGAACGCCAACAUGACUGGAGUUCAAGAGCUUAAUGACUCAUUAGCGUUUGCACUAAAAGCCGAUAACGUCCAACCUGCUAAAGGGGAAUUCCACUUUGCUGUCGUGCCAUAUGAUUCAGCGCUUUUUCCAACCACAAAGAGUCCCGUUCCAACCACAUCACCUGUUCCUCAGACACCAGUCAAGAAUACUAGAAAUGGAACCGCUUCACCGGCGCCGUCCACAGUUUUCCACUCCCCCCAGCAGCCAAGCAAAAACCAGCAAAAGUUCAAGGGACGUAACCGCUGGGGAAACUCCAACAGGACUAGCAUUCUGGGUACGACUCUUGGCAAACCACCUCAGACUGAGGAGUUCCCCUUCAGGAACACACCAGUUCGUGUAGAGUCCUAUCCUCAAAAAACCUCCAAUCCGCUGCUGGUCAUCCUGCCGCUGCUGGCCCUGCUGCUGCUUGUAAUCAUCUUUGUGGUCCUGGUUGUCUUCCUUCGCCACCACAGGCAAAGGAAGCAGAGCACUGCUGCACCACAGAGCCCUCUUCCCACUGAACUUCCAGGCAGUCAGUCUUACCAGGGCCAAACCCAGAGGAGCACAACAGUCCCCACCGUGACGGUCACUCCUCUGAACCCCACCUGCCCAGGUAGCCCCGUUUUCGAUCGGCUACUGACACCAACUCAAGGCUCCGCUUACAACACCAUCGAUUCAAACAUUCUCCUGAGUUCUUGGAGUAAUGGUUCCCCUGCGGCAUCUUCCCAAAUUAUUGGUACGGCCACUCCCACCCUGCAGAAGAACCAGUACUGGGUAUGAUCAUCCACAAACCGACGUGUCGCUGGAUGUGAUGGGGAACACUGUUUAAUAAGGGAUUGAAAAGCGUUUGUGUACUUAAAGGAGGCUGUUGUAGGUACUAAUCAAUAUUGUCCUGUUUGAGCUCAGCCUCUUGGCCUCUUUGGGUUUGUUGUUUAUGGGACAUUACUGUAUUUUUACCUCUCUUACGUUCACAAGACUUUUUGUGAAUUUCCAGCAGCAACAGGCGGCAAUCACAUAACCAGACAACUAGUUAUGCUAAUAUUGGCUAAACUAGAACUAAAAAGUCACCAUAUGGUCUGAAACACAGCUCCAGCAUGCUAAUAACAUUUAUCUGUUGGAUGUGUCAUUUUAUACAGACAUAAUACUGAAUAUCAGAACAGCCCUCAGAGGCCAGAACGACUCCUACAGCUUUAAGGAUGAACAAAGAAAUAAAAAAAAGCACUCUUGCCAAAAGUCCUUCGCUAAUAAGAAUCAACUUCUGAGUUUUCUUUGAGUUGCACAAUCCGUUCAAACCUCGGUUUACAAUGUAGGUUGAGUUGGUAGGACAGAACUCGAGCAUUUACAACGUGAUCAUCAUCGUAGUGAAUUAUUAUAAACUAUGUUUGUGCCUAAUAUGUGUUUAAUCACUAUCGUUACCUGGUCCUCAUGCAUGUUGAAGUUCCUCCCACUAGAGCUUGUGAUCAUCAGGGUGGAAGACGAUGAUGAUGCUAAUACCAGCUUGAAACUGUGAAUUACUGCGACUGGCACACAGAUGUAUUAUCCAACCAUUUCAAUUGAUUGUGCAGAUUUUCUAUUGCUUUUAUGUAUGAUAUAUUAUUAUAGAAUAGCGACUUUUUGUAAACUCAGGUAUUUUGUUAAUAGUCAUGUUACCUUCACUGGGGGUUGCAUGUGUCGUCAGUCGCUGAAUAUGAUCAAGUUCUGUGCUGCAGAUGCUCCCCAGCAUGGCUGUAUGUUGGACCGGGACGCUGACGUGGCAGGUUUUGUACCACUACAUGGUUUUAAGUGUCAACACUGGUUCCCGUACAGUUUUAUUUUAUUGUACACAGUAUUUUUAUAUUUUAAAGAAGCAUGUUAUGAAAAAAAACAAAACAAAUCAAGGCACUGAUCUAUAAUAUUAAGCAGCUCUACACUGUAUUCCUUCAACCUCAGUAAAUGUCAUUCUGUAAUUCAUUCAUUUAAAGAUGAACAAAUAAGAGGAAACACACGCUUUUAGGAGCAUUGGGCUGCUAGCUGUAAAUCACUUAUUAAUCUGUGAUUCUUAGAGUAUUUUUUUUAAAUCUUUAAAACUACUGACAGGUCUUUCCAGGACAAACGAGAAACUGACUGAAAUGAGUGCUGGUAUUUAUGAUAAUAAUUAUUUAUCUCUGGUUAGCCUGUUGAACCUGUCCACAGAUUACUGACAUUAUCUCCUUUAGUUUGACACUGUAAUGAUAUAUCUGCUGUAAACGAACGCUACGGUUCAGUCGUGGGAGACGAGGACGCCGCCGUAAACUCAUGAGAUCAUUUUGUACUGAAGAGAAUUGUCUAUCCUGCGUAUUCUAGUCUCAUCUGAAUGAUGUAACUUAGUAUGUAACAGAAGUGUCAUAUUUAUUUAUACCAUAUUUUUAAUAAACCACUUUAAAAUGUU